Messenger RNA from Phalacrocorax carbo (great cormorant), 5968 nucleotides. The record is from RefSeq and is a predicted model, not a curated record. NCBI's taxonomy places the organism in Eukaryota, Metazoa, Chordata, Aves, Suliformes, Phalacrocoracidae.
GUCGCCCUGCGCUGCCCCACGGGGCCGACAGCGGCCCGCGCCGCCCUCAGCCCCUCGCACCCACCCCAUUUGCUGCAGGGCAGCCGCUCUCACCAAUGAGAGGUUAAGUCGUUGCCGCCUAUUGGCAAGAGCGCCGAUGGACAGCUAGGAGGGCCUAUGGGCCCAGAGGGCGGGGCGUCGCCCCCGGAAGCGCGCGGCGCCGGCCCGGUGCCGGCGGGAGGGCGCGAUGGCCGCCACGGCUGGGGGUCGGGAGUCGCUCCGCGCCCUGCUCCGCGCCGCUAACGCCCUCCUGCAGCAGCGGCGCUACCACGCCGCGCUCGCCGUCCUCAAGGGUUUCCGCAACGGUGCCGUUUAUGGAGCAAAAAUUCGUGCCCCGCAUGCCCUGGUGAUGACUUUCCUGUUCAAGAGCGGAAGUUUAAGAGAGAAGUUGACAUCGAUUGCUCAGGCUACGUACGCUCAUUCCCGGAACUUGGCAUGUUUUGUGUUCACCUACAAGGGGCUGAUGGCGUUGCAGUCCCGACUACAGGGGAAAAAAAUUCCAUUUCAUUCUUUCUUUGCAGCCUGCAUUGGAGGUUGGCUAGUGUUCGGUGAGAACAAUCCCAUCAACAGCCAGAUCAUUAUGUACCUGCUGUCUCGUAUCCUGUUCGGCUUGUCUCGUCUGGCAGUGGAAAAAGGCUAUAUCCCACAGCCAAAGCAGGAUCCCUUUCCACUUUUCGCUGCUCUGAUAUGGGGGACGGUUCUCUGGCUCUUCGAAUACCACCGGCAAACUCUGCAGCCUUCUCUGCAGUCCUCCAUGACCUACCUGUAUGACGAUAGUAACGUAUGGCAUGACGUUUCUGACUUUCUCAUUUAUAACAAAAGGACAGACAGCAAGUAGGUGGAUCAUUGUAAAACACCUUUGGAUGGGAUGGUACCUACCAGCAGCUAAGGGAAAAGGUUAUUCCGUUGCUCUUGACUAGUGAUUAUUUUUUUUUAAUUAAUAUCUAUUAGCACAGUUGCUUCUUGUGUCCUGGACAAAAUGUUCUGAUUGGUCUUCUCUUAGCUCUGUUUAGAGCAAGUAAAUGCCCCACAGAAACUUGGUGCAGUCCUCAGUGAGAGUAAAAUGCUUUGGGAAUCUUGAGUUAAAAUAAGCCUUUUUUUAAGAGAGGCCUUAUUUUCCCUGCAAGUAUGUGUUUUUAUUUUUUAAAGAAACUAAAUAUACUUAGGAAAUGACAGUCUGACAGUAAGUGGGGAGGAUAUCUAAUCCUGGGAAAAAAAGUUCUAGGGAUUGAAUGCUCGCAAAAAAAGAAGCGUUUUUCUGGGCUGCUGUGCUCACUGUAGUGCGAUGGGAGUGGGGGACCUGCUCAGGUCUGAAAGCAGGGACAUAACUGCUUGAUUUCUGUGGAUGACUGGAAAUGUUGUUUAAACUAUUUCAAGGACAAUUGUGUGCUCCUUAAGAGAAUUUCUCUGCAGUCUUCCUUCAGACAAUAAGGUGUUUGAGAAUAUAACUGUUAAGAUUGUCUGGUACAAGCCUGUUAAAUCAGGCUCAGAAGGACUAUUUUUGCUCGGUUUCUUUUCGCGCGCUUGGGCUGAACCGGUCCCACUGCAGAGUGCACUAAUUAGUACCCUGUAAUUAUUUUUAACUUGUUUGUAAAGUUUUUAAAAGCUGCUUGAGCUAAAUACCAAAAACAGUUACGCAACUUAGACUCCUUGGAAAACAGGCUGAGGCGCAUUGCACACCCUCGGGUGUCACACUGAGUACUUUAUACCUAGACGCAAGCAACACUUUUAACAAGCACUUUUAUUUUGGUGGAAGAUAAGCACAUGGGUUCCUCUUAGGUCCAGAAUCUACCCUCUACAACAGUGGCAUGUAUUAGCUGGAAUCAAGCCCGAGUGCACCUGUAGUUUGUGCAGGCUUGUUGCUGAGCCAGGUUGAGGCCAUGGAUGAAUAUACAAGUGAAUCUUCCUCUUAAAAAUAUACUGAUAAGCCCCAGGAAUAGCACAGCACACACUGGGCCUUAACAGCAGAUUGACUGGAUAGCUGAGAGGAAAAUAAAAACUGCUUUCAAAUUAAUAAAAAUUAAACUGUUAAUAGUACAAACCACUUACACUGCCGUAUAACACUAUACCAUUCACUUAAUGACGUACAUGAAAAUAAUUCUCGACACACUGGGUUUACACAGUGAUAUUGCAGGAGAGUCAUUAAGUACCCUGUGCUAACCGUCUCCUUUUGUCUUGAUCAGGACUAUUUUAUUUGCUCCUUUUAUACCUCUCAUUUAAAAAAAGGUUAGUUCUCCCUGUACCCAUCUGCUUUUCCGUCCUGACCUGACCCUGUCAUUUCACAAUCCCAUUGAUGCUGUUCUUCGUCUUUUGCAGUCUCUUUGCGCUCCAGGCUCUAGCAGUUUGUCUAUUUAAUGGUCUGACCGAAACAGUACAUUUAAGUCCAGGUAGCUUCUGAGUAGGAAAAAAAUAUUCUCGAUUUCUUCUUAAGUCGUUUCUCCUUGUCUUCCUAAGCUCUUUUAUGACUGUUAUGCAUCUUCUGCGUGCUGCUUUGCUCUUUAUUGUUCUGCUCUCUGUGUCAGCAAGAGAGUUAAAUGUUCCCCUCUCCACAGUCUGUCUAGCGCUGUGAUGUUUGGGACUGAAGCACAUCCUGAGCGUCUCAGGUCAAGUAGGGGUAGUCUUCUGGCUCUUGAACAGAAUCUAAUGCUGAGUCUAACAACAUUCACUGGGAGAUCUUAAAGCACAGAGGUGGAAGCUUCUUUGUGCUCAUCCCAUGCAAAUCCAUGGCGUGCUCAUCUCUGGUGCCCAGAAGGCAAGAUACUGUGUUGCCAUAACUGCCCAUGGUACCUUCAGCUUUCAACAUCGCCUGCUGUUACACUCCGUACUGGAUACUUCAGUUUGAACACCAGCUGGUAUUUAACCAGAGAGACCCCAGGAAAGCUAUAGAAGUUAGGAAUUGGUUUUGUUUCUUUGUAGUUAAAUAUUUUGUUUGGUGUAGAUAAGCUUAAAGAUUCAAAUACAGAAAAAAAUACUGAAGCUACAGGUGAGGUCUGAUUUCUUUAUAAACAUUUGUGUCUUUAUUUGCACCUCUGCUGAAUAUCUGAAGCAGCGUGAGUGCAGCACUCUGUUUUUAUGUCAGAAGCCUCAAUGUUGUUCCAAAUACAAAUGUUAAUAUUCUGCUAAUAUUGCUGAAUUCCUACAAGCUUUGAUGCGUUUUAGGAAAACCCUUCCAGAAUCUGACAGCCGUGGCUUGAGAACUUCUCCCUAGAACUAGUAGACUUGCAAAUCCUUGACUGGGUAUAAUUAUUGUAGCAAAAGAUGGUGCAGGCUGGUUACAUGAGCCGUGUGUCUAUAAGAAAUUUUUAACCUUUUUAAUUUAUAGAUGGCAUUCCUUUCUCUGAGAAAAGCUUGCGAUUCCCUUAGAGGCAAAAUCAUUUUCUUCUGUUAGUUCUGCCACUGCAACCACAUGGCUGCUUGUGAAGCGCUCCCCUGGCCAUGGGAAGGAUAAGUGACCUGUCCCGUCCUUUUUAUGCUACUGUAGUAUCUCUGUCCUCUCUCAGCAGCAAAAACAAGCCAACAGCGAGUUUCUAGUAUCAACCUGGCAGCAGUGGCCUUGGUUCAAAACGACCUUUUUCUCUUAGGAAUCUAUCACCAACCUCACUUUCAAAGCAAAUUGUGCCUGAGCCUCAAACCAUCUGUACUUCUGAUCCAGGAACCAGCUGCUGUCCCUGGAAGACAAACUGCAGCUCAUCCCAGGAGCGGGUCCUGUAGAGCAGUAGCCAUUAGCCGGUCAUUUGCGGACGGUUGGUUUUCCUGCUGCGCUGGGGCAGGAUGUUAAGCUGCAAGUCACUUCUUUCCCCAGGGAAGUAAUUGGAACGGUCCUUUAACGGCGUUAGUCUGCAUUGCCGUUUCUGUGACCAGAUAGCUGGGGAUGAACCCCGUAUGCUACUGAGGUGUCGGAACAAUGCGGGCGUGUAGUAAGGAAGUGAACUAGAAGUAAUUUGUCUGAGUCAGACUUUUUGGAUACAUAAGUUACGCUCCCUGCCCUCCCCCAGUGCAUUGUGUGGGGAAUUGAGUCCCCUGUUUGUGUUCCUUUUUUAUUAGCAUUAAAACCAAAAGAAAUAAAGAGACAGUUGGGAAGCCACCUGCGAAUCAGCCAAAUGCUUAAGAAUCACAAAGAAGUGCCAUUUUCUACCCCCAGCCCCGAUCGGCUUUGAAUUUUAAGAUGAACAUGGUUGUGUUUGUCUGCAUCAACUUUAUUUUACCUUCUUAUUUCUUCCUCGGCACCUGACUGUGAGAUACUGAGUGCCUCUAAAGAGGAGCAGAGUGACUCAACACUUAGCUCAGUUUGUCAAAAAUUAGGAUCUCUGGGUAAAAUUGGAAGAGCUGAUUUUAAAAUUAUGCUUCUCCUUCAGAUUGUAAGCCUCUUUUAGAGGCAGUUUUAAAGGUUAAUGAAUCAAACUGAUCAAAAGUUUUCAGCAAGCCUUGAAUAGCAGACUGACUAUACUGGGCUAUUAAUCAUUUAUUUUAUGAAGGAACAAAGCAAGCUCAGGGUUAUUUACUGCCGCUGCAUGCUGCCCUAGCAUACCUGCUGUGCUUCACUUCUCUUUGGAGGACAGCUUGUAUGCUAGUGCUGGCUGUCAGGAUUGCUGAAGAGCUGUUUCCGGGACAAUUACAUUAUUUAACAAAGGUGAAAAUUAAAUGGGUGCAUGACAUUUGGUUUAGGUGUGUACUGUGUUUGAUCCUUUCAGUUAAGGGGAGAAUAUUUCUGAAAGAAAAAACUUGUGCUUGUCCAAUUAGUGCCGCAGAGACGCGCUGACAGAGGCUGCGGCUGCCGUAAGGUGCGAACCUGUGUUCGCAGCGUGGCGGCGUGCUUUGUCCUGGUCACCGUCCCUGCAUCUGGGCAGUAACCUCCCCCACUCCGGACACCUGCCUCAGGAGGGAGAGGCUGCAGAAGAGCUUCGAUACUGGUGUUUUGAGACUUUCUUGCCCUGGUAGAGUAGUUCAAGCUCUGCUUUAAACCAAGCUGGGUUAGGGGUAGAAGUGCGGGGAUGAUCUUUGCCUGCUGAAGUAGACCAAACCCCAGGUGUCCAUGGGGAACCCCUGGGACUGCAAAGGGUACCCUGCACACGGUAAGCUCUGCAGCCAGUUGGGAGCCAUCGUGGGUGGCUGGUGCUAGUGGAGUAACCAGAACCCCAUACAGAUACCCUCACAGAGGAGAAAGUGCUGUGACUUGAACUCAUUUUCACCGCAUCAGCACAAAUAUGACCUUUGGAUAAUACCCCGAGCCGCAUGCUGUCUCCUAUUUGUCAGGUUGUGUUAGUCUUCCUGGAUCGUGCUAACUUGAGCAGAAUGUGUUCACUUUUCUGAUGCUGGUUUUGAAAUCCAGCAGAUAAGGGAGGAGAGAAAAUAAGGCGUAAUGCUAUCCAGUGUAAUGUCUGUCUGCUGCUGUUAAUAUUUUAAGGGUGCUAAUCUUGACUUUUCAACCUGUGUGUUCAUACCAGAUUGUUGGAGGAGGUAACUUUUUUUUCUUUACUUAGAAGAAUUUUCGUCUGUCUCAUUUCCUAAUGAGACUGGUGGUGAGGAGCAGGAAAGCCAAAUUAAAUGCUCUGUAAUAUAAGUAAUAUUACCUCUGCUUUUGGUAUAUAUUUUGUGUUCAUAAUUGCUGUGUAAUCCAGGCCCAGAUUUUCUGACAGUGUAGAAUAAAGUUAAGAACAUAAACUCAGGUAACUUGUAAUUACACUGAUAAGAAAACUUGUAGGAAUAUCUCUGGGUUUGGUUUUCAAGCGUGUGACAGAGGGUGCAGUGAGUGGGUUGUUGAAGUAGCUCUGUCCGCUAUGAAUUGACUUCUUGUGUAGCUGGUGUAGUAGUACAUGAGUCCAAGACUUUCUGCCAAACUCAUUUGCAGAUCAUUUCUUUAUAAUCACUCUUCAAAUAUUGGAAUACUGUGCUUUCUAUAAUAAUAAAAAAAACCUAAUUUUUUGUCUUU